AUGAAGCUCAGCCUCGCAACUGUUGGAUGCGUCCUCCUUGGCAUUGCCGCUGCCUUCCCUGAGCCUGAUCUUAACGCCCGGGGCGGCAAGACGUCCUGCUCAAGCUGCAAAGAGAGAGACACUUGUGGCAAAACACAUGGCUGCCACUGGGAACCCAAGUAUGAGUGCAAGAAGAAAGAUGACGCGCCUGGUCAGGGAAAAGAAUGUUCCAAGGGGGGUAGAGCCGACGACGAGGAU
Messenger RNA from Fusarium oxysporum Fo47, 237 nucleotides. RefSeq lists its product as uncharacterized. The record is from RefSeq and is a predicted model, not a curated record. NCBI's taxonomy places the organism in Eukaryota, Fungi, Ascomycota, Sordariomycetes, Hypocreales, Nectriaceae. The transcript is spliced from 2 exons. The annotation marks the transcript as partial.